UGUAUUAUUUUUUAUUUGAAUAUCAGCAUCUCUUACUCUUAUCAAUUGCUUUUGACAGUACAAUGGGCGCAGCAGUAUCCCUUGGCAGCAUACCAGAGUAUCAGUCACUUUACUAUUUCUCCAAAAAAAACACUUCUGCUUCGACCGAACAAUUCCGCGUGCAACUCAUAGCCUGCGACACUGCUCCGCUUGCGGGUAGUGGCAAAGUUUUGGUGGCCAAUGUGAUUAGAGCAACUUGCCCAUCGCUAUUCAGCUCCAAGGGUGAACGCAUGAUUCCUACUCCCUCUAUGCGUGAUGGAGGGACACAGACAAUAUAUCCUGUACUUCGUACACGCAGACGCGACAAACAUACUGAUAUUGAAUACGACCGCGAGACUCUCACCAUGUAUGACGGUGGAAAAGUGUCUCUUGAUUGGUAUCCCAAAAGACCAGUGCCAACCAUUCCCUUGUCGGACGUGUCUUCUACAAGCUCCAGUAUUACAAUUGGCACAAGCACACCGCCAAUAGUUGUUAUACUCCCAGGGACAUUCAGUUCAAGUCGAGAGUACUAUAUCCGACAUUUGGCCAAAUCACUUCACACUCGCGGCCCAAACAGAUGCCAUGUUGUUGUGCUCAACCACCGCGGAUGCAACCGUACACCUCUAACUACACCCCGACUACACAGCUUUGACUAUACUGGAGACUUAGAAGAAACCAUUGCGCACCUGUCUACGCUUUACCCCUGCGCGCUGCUAGCCGCUGUGGGGUACUCGCUUGGUGGAAACAUUUUGACAAAAUACCUGGGGGAGCAAGGCAAAAACUGCAAGCUGUCUGCCGCUAUAACAAUCUGCUGUCCAUACGAUGUGACCAAGCUGUAUGCAAAAUUAGACGAGCCUAGCUUGUUUAACAAAUACGUACUGCAGCCAAGUCUUUCGAGUAGAGCAAAGGCAUAUGUUAAAGACCAUAUCGAUGUAAUCCAAGGCGGCUCACGCCAGUACGAUCUGGAUGGAUUUUUUGCGUCCAAGAAUGUCACGGAAAUGAACGCUUUGCUUACCGCUCCUCUUUCAGGAUUUGAGUCCUGCGAGCAGUAUUACCGCGAGUCUUCCAGCUGCGCUUACGUGCCAAAAAUAUCAACGCCGCUCUUAGCGAUUAACAGCAAAGAUGAUCCAUUAGUUCCGGUUGAUGCUAUUCCAAUCAACACUUUUAAAAACAACCCAAGCACAGUGCUAAUCCUUGUGGAUAAUGGGGGACAUUUAGGAUUUCUUACGGGGGUUGUUCCAAAGAUUUGGUAUAUUGACCCGGUCAUUCAGUUCUUUUCUGCCUUUUUGUAAAGUUAACUACAUUUCUUAUUAAUAAAUACUGACUGGUUUAAAUAUUUAAUUAAACAAUAUAUUAAGG
Molecule: messenger RNA, 1377 nt
Organism: Kickxella alabastrina
Lineage: Eukaryota; Fungi; Kickxellomycota; Kickxellomycetes; Kickxellales; Kickxellaceae
Product: Alpha/Beta hydrolase protein
Exons: 1
Coding region: 270-1310 (346 amino acids)
Molecular function (GO): monoacylglycerol lipase activity; short-chain carboxylesterase activity
Source: RefSeq, a predicted model, not a curated record